Messenger RNA from Columba livia (rock pigeon), 2989 nucleotides. Its product is annotated as cation-dependent mannose-6-phosphate receptor-like. The coding region runs from base 125 to 1051 and encodes 308 amino acids. Gene Ontology annotation, biological process: protein targeting to lysosome. The transcript is spliced from 7 exons. The record is from RefSeq and is a predicted model, not a curated record. Gene Ontology annotation, molecular function: protein domain specific binding. Lineage: Eukaryota; Metazoa; Chordata; Aves; Columbiformes; Columbidae. Gene Ontology annotation, cellular component: endosome; Golgi apparatus; trans-Golgi network.
UUUCACUACGCCCUUCCUGGUUCCGGUUCGCGGGGUGGGCCACGGGAGGCGGCCGGGGCCAGCCGGUGUCGUCCGCACCUGCGGCCCCCGGGCUGCCCCGUCACCGCUGGGCGCGUAGGAUGGGAUGCCUGUGAGCGGUGGAUCGCUCUUCCGUAGGGGCGCCCGUGCCUGUCCCCGUGCGCGGCGCGGGGAGGCCGGGCGGCGCGGCCGCAGGAUGUCAUCACCUUGCUGUAUCUCUGCUGUGCUGCUCGUCUUUAUGGCCCUUGCUGUCGGUGCAAGGGCUGAACAGUCGGGAGAGAGGAGCUGCGAUGUGAUUGGUGAUAAGAGCAGUGAGUCGCAAAUGGAAAGAGCCUUGCUGAAGAAACUAGAGCCCCUGAGCCAAAUGAGGUUUAACGUGACUGUGGAGAAAGGCAAAACAGAAAACUACAUCUACCAAUUCAGGGUGUGCAGGGAGGUCAACAGCACCUUGCAGGAUUUUGCUGGCCUGGUGCAAACAAAUAGACAGAAUGGAAAGACUACAGUGAUAGGAAGAAUCAAUGAAACCCAGGUCUUCAAUGGAAGUGACUGGAUCAUGCUGAUUUAUAAAGGAGGUGAUUCAUAUGGCAGCCACUGCAGUAGUGAGAAGAGACGAGCUGUGAUAAUGAUUUCUUGCAAGCAGGGAGUUACAGCGAGUUCAUUCAGCAUUGUUUCAGAAGAGCGGGAAAAGGAGCAAGACUGUUUCUACCUCUUUGAGAUGGACAGCAGUGUGGCUUGUCCAGCUGAGGAUUCCCACCUUAGCGUUGGCUCCAUUCUACUGAUCACGUUUGCUUCACUGAUUGCAGUCUACAUCAUUGGUGGGUUCCUCUACCAGCGCCUUGUAGUGGGAGCAAAGGGCAUGGAGCAGUUUCCUCACUUUGCCUUCUGGCAAGAUCUGGGCAAUUUGGUGGCGGAUGGCUGUGACUUUGUCUGCCGCUCCAAGCCUCGAAAUGCACCAGCUGCAUACCGUGGUGUGGGUGAUGACCAGCUGGGUGAGGAGUCAGAAGAACGGGAUGACCACUUGCUGCCAAUGUGACAGGCUUUCAACACUGAGUUCUUUUCUCCCCAUCUUCCCAGCACUUGUUUAGCCAGGUGUUUCUCAGCCAGUUCUCUUUCUCUCACUUCUGAUUUUCUUUACUUACUUCCGCUGCUUUCUGGUAUGUCAAGUCCCCUGGAUGCCGCUGGGUGUGAACAGCACUGGUCCCUGAGGCCUUACAAAUACAAUGCUGGUUUAGGUUUUUAAAAAUGCAGCAGAGCUUGGGGGUGGAAAAGUGCUGAGGGUUGAGUAGAAGAUGGCAAGGAAACUACAAGCAUUCAGCACUACGCAGGAAUGGGAGAUGAUUCAUUGAGAGAACAGAAGGGUCACAGAUGGGUGCAGAAAGGGGAAGUAAAAUAAGGCAGUGGGUUACAACAUCUGAGACUGUAAGAGGGAUAUUUUGUGUCUUUUUUUUUCCUUAGGGUUUACAGAAUCUGUAAGACACUGGAAUAAUUUUUCUUUGAAUGCAUUUUUAGCUUUUCUAGCUUCUGCACCGUUACACACUGUUUCUGCCAGCAUAACCUGCACAGAGGGCUCUAUGCCAGACUCUGUGGGGGUGGAAGAGGCAUUAGCACCUCUGCAGUCUUUUCUUAAUGGCAAUAUGUUGAAGAGUAUACAACAGUUUCCUUCAACAGUUAUAAAGGGAUGCAUGCCAUUCUCUCAGACUGGAGAGAGGCAAUGCUAAAAAACUAUAGGAGUUAAAUACAGGCUCAUGACUUUCCAGUUAAGUCAAAAUACUUAGUCUUCUCAAUCAUUGAGAAACAAAAGGAAAUUAUGUAAAGGGAACACUUGCUGCAACUGACAUCAAAGCAAAAUGAGAAAGGUAGAUGCCACUUGAGUUCUGUCACAAGCUUCCUGAGGUAACAGCCCACACAGCCCAGUCACUGGCAACAUUGUGAUUUCACAUUAUCUGAAAGUUCCUUGUUUGGCAGAGCAUUUUCCCACAGAGCUACCAGAAUUUAUUUUUAUAAAAAAGGAACCAUGGAAGCCAAGGAUAAGAAUGCUAACAUAUUAAAAACUGCGUAAGGAUUCCUGCACUUAAAGGGUCAGCUUUCAUAAAUCACUGUCCCCCUAAGCAUGGUGCAGACCAGUCUUACAAUGCUUGCCCUCUGCAGAUGGUACUUGCAUACUGAUACUGGCUGGGAGUGAGAGACACCUCCUGAGGCCCUGGUGAAAGGCAGGUGCAGCUGAGUUGUAAGACUUAACAGAAACCUUCAGAAACUUGGCCAUUUGAUUCCUAAUUGCUUUUUAUGUGAAGGGGCUAGACUCUGUCCUGUCAUAAGAUGGCAGAGAACUGUCCUCAGUCUUGAGGGCAGAAACUGUGAAUAAGCAAGCCACUACCGCUAGUAGCAGAGUACAGACAAGGUUUGUAUGUUUUAAUACUAUCAAAGCAGUCUGAACAGUGACAUUGAGGGACAAGGGCUGGCCCUGCUUUCUUGCUGGGUUUAGAGUGAGCAAACAAUUCCUGCUUGCUUUGACUUUUGUUACAGUCUCAAUCCUUCUCAUAAUGUGGGAAAAAUAGGAAGUCAGUCUGUUACUGUUUUUCAUGGUGGUGUUUAAGGUUUUGUUGUUGGGUUUGUUUUUUUGUUUUUUUUUUUGUACAAAACACAAGUUUCAAAAAUAAAACAACUGAAAAACCUGGUAAAGUGGUGUGCUGAUUUAACAAGAGCUUUCUUUGGUGCCAGAGUAUCUUAUGUAUCCAAGGUGAAGGGUCCUUAGUAUGUAGUGCCUUGUGCCUGAACUUCUUUUGCCAGGAAUGCAUCUCUUUGUAUUAGUACAUGUUUUUUUGCUGCUACCUUGUAUCACCAAGUUCCCUUGGGACUUAAGAGGCAGAGGUAUAGACACAUUUCAAAACUGAAACUUUAAAAGGUCAAGUAGUUAGGGAUGGGAGAAGUUUCCUAUGCAGCAAUAAAAAUAAAAAGAAACUUUUUGAUGAAG